AAUCUACACAACUAUAUCUUCUUAAAUGAGAUUGUAAAAAAUGUUAAAUAAAAAAAAAUUAGAUAGGGAAGUACUUACUAGAAAACUAUAAGUAACUUAAUUUAAUCUGUAAUUUAAAAGUUAUAGGUACCUAGGUAAAUACUAUGAUGUUAUUAUAUUUAAAUGUUUAAUUGAAAUUAAUUAGUAUGCACCUAUAACCUAUAAGUAAUUAAGAUUAACAUUAGAAGUGAUUAUUGUUUAGCUAUGAAAAAAAUAAUUUAGAAACCUAUAUUUAGUUUUCUCCCAAAAAAGAUGUACAAUACAAUAUCAUUUAAUUUAUGAUAAACAUUUUCGUAUAUUGAUAAUAUGUACCUAUUUUAGAAAUGUGAACACUAGAGUAAAUCAUUGAUUCAUAUAAAACAUUGUGCACAGCCGAUUCUAGAAUAUCACAUUUUUCCUAAUAACUACCAAGUUAUCUAUAUGAUUUUCUGCAAGAUUACCAAACAUUUGUACACUGAUUUCCAUUAGUUAUUUACUCUCUCCUAUAACCUCAAUUUAAACCGAGAUUAAAACUAGGUAGGCAUAUAAUAAUAAAUUCAUUAAACAUAUUAAUACUAAGAAAUCAUUAAUUCGAAACUUAUGCCUAAUUAUAUAAUAGGUGAUAGGUUAGGUUGAGUACCCGUAAGAAUAGCAUUUAAAUAUUCUAAUCAACAAUGAAUUUAAAUUAAUAAUUUAUUCAUUUAUUUAUUAUUAGGCAAGACUUGUUUGCUAAUUUAUAGAUUUUGCCCCUAUAGUUAAAAACAUUUCUAAAUAAUCUCUUAAAUAUUGAUAUAAUAUGUAGGUAAUAGGUACCUAAACAAAUGAUAAUGCAAAUUAAUAAAAAUGGAAAACAUCUGGGAGACUGGGAAAAUGGAUAAAUUAUAGAUAAUAAUGAACAAAGUAUAUUACGAAUUAAAUGUGAUAGGGCCGGACGAGAUUAAAGAUUUAGAACAGUCGAGAGUAAUGAAGUGGAAAAUGGGGUGAUAACAAUAAUACAAUGUCAAUGAUCACUAAUGCUGAUAGCAAAUUAAUUUAGCUAAAUUAGGUAUUUACAAUCAACAAAAGCGAUGGUACUUAUAGACAAUAGGUACCUUUAAAUUUCUCAACCGAAAUCCGAUUAAAAUGAAACAGAACAAAAAGCCAGGAUGUAUACCUAACGAUCGGGUCAAGACCCAUCAACGACCUCGGAGUACAGUGACCCUGAUCAAGUGUUACCGAUAAUACACAGGUAUUCCAGAGUGGAAUUUUCGCCAGCGAUUAUACUUAAGUACCUGGUACUGUAAUAUCCAACCACCGGUGGCAGAUUCAUAACGUAACCGACGAAUAACUAAAAGUACCUAUAUGCUUGAUUGUAAGUUACUCAAAGUUAUCGGUAAAUGACGGAAGUACAAUUUUUACAUAAUAUCUACAUAAUGGAUAGGUACGGAAUACAUUCAAGUGGGUAUUGCUCACCUGUAAUCGUUUCAAUCGUCCGUCCCUGGCCGAAUAAAACACCGAAGCUGCAAUCGUUACAAUAUCGUUCAUAUUACAUUCGCUGUCUUCCGACCUAUCACUAUGACAUGUCGUCAGCAGCCGAGAGACACGCGUCCGGAGAGCCGUGUUUACGUUUGUCGAAACGUUGCGUUUAGUACGGGAAUCACGGCCGCCGUCGCUUCAAGCAAGCGCACGCACACGGGACAACGGGUGACCGCGAAAAAACCCUUUGAGUUAAGUACUCGGCCCUAGACCCAAGAAAGACGAUCGUGACGUAACGGCGUGAAAUCGUUCAAGACACGAAUACAGCAACCGUUCGGCGAUAUUAUCCUACUUUGGGUAAAGACGAAUAAAAAAUAUUGUAAUUAUUUUGCAAUAAAACACUGGACACAGUCUACCGCCCGACACGAUUUUUGGUCUCGGCUGGCGGAAAUACUGCGCGUAGCGGUCGCAAUCACCGUGUGGUGUGUGGUUAAUGACUGGCGCGAAAUCCGUCCUCACGGAAACCAAACUGACAACGGCGGACGGACCGACGGUCGACGAACGGGCAUAACCGAUUGAACGUAAUGGAAACAACAGCAGAGAGGUGGUGACUAUUCGCUUUUGUCAGUAAAGUUGACCUUGACAGCUGUAUUUAUUGUCUACACGGAGUCAGUAGCGAGACGGUCGGUGCAGCAACAGCUGACAGAGACAGACACCGCCGAGUACUGUCGGUUACCGAAUACCUGGUUCACAGUCAUAGUUGAUAAAAUAAAUAUGCUGGCGAUAAUGUCCUGGGAAAUUGCGUAUAAAAUCUAUUUAACGUGCCCACUUUCCAAUAUUUUUCUAAAUAAAUCUCGUCUUUAUCUUCGAUGAUAUAUUACAUAGACACAUAAAUCAUUCGUGUCUAUGAUAGUAUGUUAUUAUAUUAUAUUAAGAAUAAAUAUUAGAUAACCGUUUUUCCGUUGACUAUUUGACUAGCUCUCCUUACCGUCUGCAUGCGUAUGGCAUCCUCGAAAUUAAUGAUCCAUUUCGCGUAGUCGUGUUUAUUACAAACCUAUAAUUAUUUUCGUGUCCAAUUCAAUGAACGUGUCUUUUAGUUAGCCGGCUCGGGCCUUAUAAUAUUAGAAUAAUACCACUACGACAGCGGACGUAUCCAAAAUUAUCGGAGUUCGAGCUAUGAAAGUUAUUUAAAGCGGUCGACGUCAACAAGGAGAUGCAUUCGACGUUGGCAACUGGCCAUCCUUUGUAACUGAUUGUUUAUUGUCGCAGUUUCGCACGCCGCCUGUGGUUAACAAUCAGCAGUGGCUGUGAAAAUACUCUGAAUUGAUCCAAUCAAUACUGACCACUCGCCAUGAUUCAAACCAAUGGAAUGUUCAGGAACGUGUUCUUCCAACCUUACAACGAUAAGAACAAUUUGAAGUUGCAAAACUCCGUCAAAAGUAAGCCUUCCUUUCCCCAUAGAACGUUGGACAAUCGCUAGUUUUACUGGUAGUAAUAGGUACUUCUGACUAACUCUUACAAUGACUGUUUUUUAACAGUUUUUAUUUUGUUUAAUAAGUAGGUGCCUACUUAUAAAUAAAUUAGGUAUAUGCAGACAGGUACAUACAGAAUUAUGUAUGCAGAUUAUGUUAUAAAUGUAAGAGUUAUUAGUAAUUAGCAUAUUUGCGUUUAGUAUUAAAUAGGUAGUGUUUUUAGUUUUUAUACGUUAUAAUACUUAUUAUACAGGUUAUACAAUAUAAUAGGUAACCUGUUUGUUAUUAAUAAUUUAUUUUAUUUUAUUUGUAAUUUAUUUUCCUGAGUAUAUUCUAGAGAGGUCUUCACAACUACCUAAUUCAUUUGGUUAGUUGCGAGAGAUUAUCUGUGCAGUAUUGUUAUUUGUUAUAUUUUCUGUAUGAAAAUAAUAUUAUUUUUAAAAUAAGUGUAGUACUUAAGUAUCUUUGUUCUAAGUAUUUCUAUUUACUAUUAAAUUAUUUUUCAAUAAUCGCUCUACUUGUUUCUAAAAUUUUAUGUAAAAAUAUAUUAAGAUUGCUACUGUUAUAUCUAUUGUUGUUAUAUAUCAUUAUUUAUUAAUCACACAGUUUGUCUGUCUGUUCAUUUUUAUUCAAAUAUAUUUUUAAUUUUUAAUUUAUAGAUAGCAAGCAUUUAGUACAACGGUUAGCCUUAGAAAAAGUGUUGGAUCAACAUAAUGGUUGUGUAAACAGUUUACAUUGGAAUGAAACUGGAAGUUUGUUACUUUCAGCUGGUGAUGAUAAAACUAUUAUUAUAACAAAUCCAUAUACAUAUGAGCUUAUUGUUCAUUAUAAAACGCAACAUAAAACCAAUAUUUUGUGUGCGAAAUUUCUACCUACUACAGACCACCGUAUUAUUUCAUCUGGCGGAGAUGGAUCUAUUCUCAGCCUUGGUAACUUGUUUUAUAUUUAUUAUGUAUCUACUAAUUAAAAAUUAAUAUUAUUGUAAUAAAACAAAAAAAUACCUAUGUAAAAAUAAAAAAGAUCCAAAAGAAUGAAUGGAUUUUGGUGUUUAAAUAAACUAAGAUCCAAAGAAAACAAAUACUCAAGAUAUUGGUUCUUAAUGUGAGAACAAGUGCACUAUACCAUGUCUCUUACAAAUUUCAAUUUUCAAAAUAAUUUGGUUACUUCAAACUAGGACUUUGGUGACUUCUGUGAGAUUGUUUUGGAAUUUUUCAAACAUUUUUUUUGAUUCAGUACCUUAAAACACACAUUUUGAAAAAAUCGAAAAAUGAUCACUGGUGCUAAAUUGCGUCUAUGCUGAAGUUUUUGAAGUAUUUUUGUUAUAGCUUCUUUAAUAAUGAUUUCCUCAAUAAAAUUUAAAUAUUUAAAAAUCAGCAAAAAAAACAAAAAUAACUCAUUUAAAAAACUAAUAAUAAUGUGCACUUAAGCCCCUUAUGUGUAUUAGGCAUUACAUUAAAAAGUUUGUAGUAAACUAUUGUCAAAAUAUUAAACUUUUAUUUUGUAUGAUGUGGAAGAAAUAUUAUAGACGGUCCUGCAGUUGACUGCAUGCAGCACAUGCGAUCGUCUCAUGAAUGCAGUCGGUUCCAUAAGAUUAUGUAUAGAUUAUGUGCAACUGUCACAGCAGUUGCUGUUUGCAGUGACUGUAGAAACAAAACUGUACCUAUAAUAAAAUUAUGUAACAUAAAUUUACUCAAACAUAUCAAAAUGGAUUUAUGAUUUAGUCAGAUUUUUAAAUAUUAUUUAUUAAAAAUGUUUAGUAAAAAUAAAACCAAUUUCUUAUAUAUCUACCUAUAAUAUACUUAUUUUGAAUUCUACUUUAUUUUUUUUUAGAUUUGAAAAGACUUGAACGAACAGAAUUCAACUUUUUCAAUUGUCAUGAUGGCCCAUGCUAUGAAUUAGAAGUAAUACCAGGUGAACCAAAUACGUUUUUAAGUUGUAGUGAAGACUGUACUGUUCGCCAAUUUGAUCUCAGAAGUAUUGAUAAGUGCACUAAAAAGAAUUGUAUUGAAGUAAAUGAGACUUUAUUUGAUUAUAUUUAUUAUAUUAAUUUUUAUUUAUCAAAUUCAUACAGAAUAUAUUGGUUGAUUGUGGUAAAGCAGUUUCUACUAUUGCAAUAAAUCCAAUUCAACCAUAUCAACUUGCAAUUGCAACCAUAGAUAGUGUUGUCAGAAUAGUUGAUAGAAGAAAAAUGAUUAUUCAUGGUAAUUAAUUGCUGUAUUUAUUUGCUUAUGAUAAUUAUAACUACCAGUAUUAGGUAUAACAUAUUAUAAUUAAUGUAAGAACAUUUAUUUUUUAAAUAUUUAAAUACACAUUAAAGAGUAUUUAAGAUGCAUUUACAUGGUGACAAUACCUUUUGUGGAACUCUUGUGUAAAUCAAAAUAGUAGUACUAUUUCACUACCUAGAUGAACUGGAUGGUUAACAAUAUUACCACCAUUAUAUGACCAUGUUAUUGUGUUAACAUUUUUCAUAUAACACUAAAACAUAUCAUAUACAAGGUAUUUAUUAACAAAAUUAACAUUAACUGUGAUACAUUUAAAAUUUAAACUUUUUGUGUUGUAAUAGAGUUCGAUUUGUUCAUGAGAGUAUUUGAAAUUCUUAAGUCAUUUGUUCUUUGUAUUUUUAUCUAUGAUCUUUUAUGUUAACGUGUUUUAAGUUAUUUUGACCACCAUUUCUUUUUUAAAUUAGUCCUUAUUACUUUUAAUUAGGGGUAAAUUUUAAAACUAAGAAAACAAAUUGAUUCAGCACCCACCAGUCUAACUAUCAUGUCGCAAAAACUUAAAAAUUAAUUCACUAAUAAUUCUACUUGUAGAAACUAUUAGACUAUAAUAGUUUGUUUGAAUCAACUACGCUGGGCGGGCUGUUCAUGACUGGUGUAUUUCACUAUUUAUCUUGAACUAGGCUUAGUACCUAUGAGUAGUAUUUCAAUUAAUGUAAUAGAAAUAUGAAAUAUGGAUUUUAAAUAAAUAUGAAUAUUUCAAACAUAUAAUAAUAAAUUAAAAUAAUAAGUGAUAAUAGCUUAUAGUUAUCUCGACUGUGUAUUAAUUUGCAUUCAUGUGUAAACAGUACCUCUCCAAUGACAGUAACUGUUAUGGAAUUGUAUGGAAAUGCUUUCAUGGCAGUAUUGUCACCGUGUAUAUGUCAAUAUAUUGCUAAUUUAUAUUAAUUAUUAUAGGAUCCAUUUUACUUUAUUAUUUUUAAAAACUAAAUAUUCUUUUAUUUUAUGUGUCUAAAAAUGUAUAAUAUUUUUAUUCACCUGAACUAUUUUGAUAAAAUUUAAAAUAGUUUACAGAUCAAUUUCAACUAUUAAAAUAAAAUUAUUGAAUAAAUCGUCUAUAUUAUAAUAAGAAAGCAUUUUUUUAAAAUUAAACCAUAUAUUAUUAUUUUUUUAUUUAUAAAUAUUUUACAAAUAAGUAUUAAUGAUUUUUAUUUUGUUUGUUAUUAGAUCCAACUCAAAAAAUUACUCCGGAAUAUUCCUUUACUGUUCCUCAACUAAAUCAUCGUUCCUAUCGUAUAACAUCACUUUCAUAUUCACCAGAUGGUAGAGAUAUGUUAGCCAGCUAUGCCAAUGAAGAAGUAUAUUUGUUUAGCCUCAAUAAAGAUCCUAAUACAACUGCAGUUGCAAAUGACUUUUUAGAAAAUGCACCAUGUCCACCUCCAUUUAGACGAAUACGAUUGAGAGGUGAUUGGGCAGACACUGGACCCUCAUCUCGGCCAUCUGGUAUGUAUUAAUUUGUUAAAUAUAUAAUCGGAAUUAUACCCAUUUUUGGAAAGGUAAAUAAGAUCUCAAAGAUAAUACAAUAUUAUUGUAUUGCAAAUGAAUAAAUCAAAUUUUAAUUAUUUUAUUCAUUGCAAUAUUGUGGCUGAUAUGGGGAGAUAAAUGAUUUAAAAACAUUUUGUGAUAACAAUAAAUAACACUUUCUUUGGUCUGUAUUAGGUGGAUUUAUGGUCUCUAGUUUUAUCCCUUAAUUUACUUCAAUAUCUGAAUACUAUAAUCUAGAAUGCACCUAUUAUAUAUGUUUGAAGAAAAUGAUUUAUUAUUGAUAUAGAAUCUUCAAUGAGAUCAACAAUGCAAUCUGCAGUUAUGACACGGAUGAGCGACAUGUUAGUUCAUGUAUUUAACACACCAUCAUUACGUAACGGUCUUAUGCAAAACUGUAAAUGAAUCAUUAUUUUAUAUUUAUAAAUUAACAAUGUUUUAAAUAAAGUUACAACAUUUUAGGGAGACCAAAUUAUAGUGUAUUUUCAUCACCAUUACCAGAUGUUAUUGAACGCAGUUUAAACAAUUUCAACAACAUUGAACCACGGACUCCAUUAGAAAAUGAACAAGGUGAACAUUCCAUGGAGGUUGGCAUUGAAUCUGUAGUUAAUGAAAAGUAAGUUUAAAUAUUUUUAUAAUAUUUAUUAUUUUUCAGUUUACAAAAAAGAAAUUAAUUUUUAAAAAUUAUCGUAGAAAAACUGCACAUAAUGUCACUAUUUUAUGUGAAAAGUUGUAAUAGUAAAUUUUUGAACAAUUUAAAUUGAAAUGCAGUUUAAGGGGCCAGGAAUCAAUUACUAAAUUUUCUUCAGUUUUGAACUAUUUAAAAAUUAUUUUUUUUACAUUUUAAUAACCAUCUAUGAUUACUACGUGGUACUCGGUUAAGUAUAAAAUCAUGGGCUGUUCUCCUAGUUGUAAAAGGUAACUAAUAAGAAUACCGAAAAUCUCAUGAUAUAAGAAAUCAACUCUGCAAAGCCAACAGUACUCCAGAUGAGUAGAAAAAGCAAUUUCUUGUUCUCGAGGUGAUAAACUUCCUUAUAGAGAGGUGGAUGAAUCAAUCAUAUUUUGGUCAAUAGCUUGAGGAUGCAAAAGGCCAGAGGGAAAUUACUGCAUUAAAUAUACCUAACAUAAGUAACCAAAUGCCAAAAUAACCUUAUUUCUCGAAUAAAGUUAAGGGUAAGUUACCUGUAUCAAAUAACUCUUAUUUGAUAGAUGACUUAUAGUCAUUGGAUAUAGCCAAUAAUAUAAAUAUUAAAUAUUUCACCUUAUUAUUAUGUAUUUUAUUUUAUAUCCAUUUCCUACUACCUGAAUUUAUCAAUUUGGAUUUAAAAUUAAUUUAUUUGAAUGUGAUGGCAGUUACAAAAUAAUUCAGCUAUGUGUUCAGUCAUGUUUUUAUACUACUAUUGAAUGUAUAUACUAAUUUUUAAAAUCAAUGAUAUUACAUAUGAGAAUUAUAAUAAUCAUUAAAUUGAUAUUUUUAAAAUUUAAUAUAAAAGUAUUUCCAAAUCACUAUGAAUGCUUGGCACUAAAAACUGUGUAUGAAUUUUUAUAGGAACCACCUUCUGCAUUGAAUUUUAACUAAUCACUUAUUAUUUAUUCAACUAUAAUUAUAGUGUAUCUUCUAAUAACAUUGAGCAGUCUGCUUCAAAUAGCAACAAUCAAAGAGCUCCAAAAAGAAUAAAAUCGAAAUCAACUUUUGAGUCUCCGGGAUUUGAUGAUAAUGUUCCACUUCUACCAUUAAAAGGACAAUACAAAGGCCAUCGAAAUGCUAGGUAUUUUAAAUUAAAAAAAUAUAUUGCAAUAGAAAUACAUUUUUAACCAUUUGUUAUUAUGGUGUAUAUUACUAAUUUUUUUUUAUAUAAAUGUAUAGAACUUUAAUUAAAGAAGCAGUAUUCUGGGGCAAUAAUUUUAUUAUGUCUGGUAGUGAUUGUGGACAUGUGUUUGUAUGGGAUCGUUAUACUUGUGAAAUAGUCAUGUUGUUGACAGCAGAUGCUCACGUUGUUAAUUGUGUUCAACCACACCCUACCAGACCUAUACUCGCUACAUCUGGUAUUGAUCAUAAUGUUAAACUUUGGAGUCCGCUUCGUGGUAAUAAUAUGUUUUCUCAACUUCAAGUUGAUGAGGUAAAAUUAAUAUAAAUACGGAUGGUGUUUGUGAAAAAUGGUAUAAAUCAAAUUUAAACAUGUUUCAGGGGACAAAAAUAAAUAUGCACUAUAGAUUUAUUUACCCUUUUGAACCUUCAAAUUUUCCUAUCUUGACUUAUUAGGCAUAAAUCAUAUGUUAUAUACAUAUCAAGAUAUGUUCAUUAUAUUAAAAAGGAAACAAAUUUCAGUUGCAACAAUUGAUCUGUUAUAUAAUUUCUUACAAAAUCUAUGUAUAAUGUAAAAUUUGACCAUCUGUAACUUAUACCCUUUUUUGUGAACAUUGUCCUACACAUUUUUUUACUAAAUUAAAAAUAUAAGGUACAAAUGAUUUAUAGAAAUCAAGAAAUUAGUAUUAUUCUAGUGUGCUUUUCUUCAUAUGGAUUAUGUUUCAUCAAUGAAAUUAAUUUUUUUAUUUUAGCUUGUUAAACGAAAUAAAAUAAUGAUAGAAGAAUCAAAAGAUACAGUUACCGUGUCACCAUCAUUAAUAGUGCGUAUGCUUGCUUAUUUCAACCAAUUGAGACGAGGUAAAUAAAUGCAUCAAAUAAUAUAUUUGUAUAGUUUUCUUAUUAGUUUAAAAGCUGAAACAAUAAUAAAUAUGUUCAUUCAGAAAAAACAUAUAUUCUAUUUACACAGCUAGUUUUUUUUCCACAACAAAAUAAUUAAUAAUAUAUUUUUUCUUGUAAAUAACCUUUUGCUAGAAUAAUAUGUUGCAUUUGAAAAAUGAUAUACAACUACGCCAAUCAUGUUGAAAUAAUAUCUGAACAUAACUUUUCUUCAAUGGCUAUCUUCAAAUUAAUUAUUGUUUGAGUUUUCCCCCUUUUCUGUAUACAAUAUUUUUCAAAAAACUUAACAAAAUUAACAAAUAAAGGUUUGUUUUCAUUAAAAUUAUUAUUAAGGAUCUAAAGUUAUCAAAUCAAAAUGUUUGGACAUAGUUGAACAAACAUUAAUAUUUAAAAUAUUUUUGUGUUUGAAUCUAAUAAGGUUUUAAUUUUCUCUAAAAAACUAAAUAAACAUACCUAUAUUUAUCUUUUUAAAUGAGUAUAGUUUUUUCUGAAAUAAAAUUUUUUUGAUUUACUUGAAUAAUAAAAAAAAAAUAAUGUGUUUAUAGAUUGUAGAUUAAUUAAAUGCCGUAAUUAAUAAUUUUGCUAAAAAGUUACAUACAAAUUUUUUUUUCUUGUAAAUUUGAUUAUUAAUUAUUGAGAAUUUGUGUGUAUUUAACUUUGUAUUUUUGUAACAUAUGAAUUGCUUUAUCUAAAUUUUGUAUAUAAGUUUUUAUCAGUGGCAAAGCUUAGAAAUUUACGUAGACAAAUAUAAUUUUUUUAUUGGUAUAUUUUCAUGGUUUGUUCUUAUUAGAUCCAAGAGUAUUUAGAAUGAUUUUAAUGGAAAUUUAACUUCUAAAUAAAGCUGACGCAGGAAAUGUUUUCUUAAAAUACAUAAAUUGCACUUUUUUUGUUUAUUUCUAAUAUCCAUGUAGUAUCUAUGUGGGAAAAAAAAAUUAUAUUUAUGCUAUAAUCAAUUAUUUCUAUGUGGGGGACACCUUUAGUUUUUUUUUCCCAUUCAAUACUGGGCACUGGCAAAGUUGGGUAACACUAGUAUAAUAUAUAAAGCUAUUUAAAAUAUUAAGUAUCAUUGUUCCUUGUAUUUUUGAUAUCUGUGGUAUACCGUAGUAUCAUAUCGGUCAAGGUUGAAUUAAGACUGGUUCAGUGAGCCCAGGGCAGAACUAUAAGAACUAUAUUUUGUGUACAUUUAUGUUCUACAAACACUUGAAUAAACAAUUUAUAUACUCGUAAAAUGAUGAUACUGUGAGCGUUACAUCUAUAGAGGCCAAAAAGGGGAGGUGUCUUUAUCGAGCUUGUCAGCUUGUUCACGUUUAAAAUAUAGUUGGGUGGCCAGAUUUAAUGAUGUCUACAUUUCCAAUAUCAAUUUUCCCAAUUCACCAUUGAGGAUAACCAUUUCUUUACUUAUGUUUGUUAUUUACAAUUAUUUUAUUAAAGUAUAAUAAUUAAAAAAAACAUGUGCCAUUUGAGAAACAACAUUAGUCGCUAUUUAACGGAAUCAAAAUAAAAUUUGUGUUCCACAAAAAAUGACACAAGUCACUAACAUUUUUCCAUUAAGAAUUGGUUAUUUUAAAUUUCAAUGAAAAGAGAAACAACAUACAUCACAUAGGAUAAGUAAGAAAAUUAUUAUUUAAUACAUACCUUAAUAUUUCAACAUUAAUUUGAUGUUAUAAAACAUGUUAUUUUUUUUUUAAAUAUAAAAUUAAUUUUUAAAAUAUUUUUAGAACUAAUGUAAAAUAAAUUAAAUAAUUAAUAUAUGGUUUCAAAAUUUAGUGCUUACUAUUUUCCAACUCUAUCAAAUCAUAAAUUUUAGAAACAAGUUUAAGUUAAACAAAUAAAAAAUUAAACACCUAUAAUACCACCCAAAUACUGUAGUUAACAUUUUUUAAUGGAAUAAUUUUGGUUUAGGAAACUUUACACAAAUCAUGUCGUUUUUUAGUACCUGUGUUCUACUUUAAGUUUACUAUAAAGUUUAAAGUUGUUUUCCACAAAUAUGGAAUUUAUGACAUAUGUUGUUUUUCAAAUGACUAGUUCAUUUAUGUUCUUACUUAGUAGAUAAUAAAGUAGUACAUAAUUUUUAUUGAUUAUCUGUAAGUUAGUUUAUAUAUAAUUGGCUAUAAUAUUAUUUAAACUACUAGAUUUAUUGCAAUAUGCAAAGUUUUGGUGGUAAAACAAAAUCUUGAUACAUUGUUGCAAUGAUAUUUUACAAAAUGACUGCAACUUGUCCGAAGUCCUGGUGCUCUCAUAUAUAAAUACCCAUAAAUAACUACAUACCUAUGUAGUAUACCUAAUAUAGUAUAUCUAUACUAUAUUUAUAUCUUUGUACUGAUAAAAAAAGUGUUUAACAAUAUAAACAAUUCCAUAAUAUAACUAGUAUAAAAAAUGUUAAUGAGACACCUUUCUUAUUUAUGCUUGCACGGCUCUCUUUCAGUGCCCAACGGGUUGCCAGGUUUUAUUUUAGAGACACUGGAAGAAUAUUCUCUCCAAGGCCCUGAGUGGCAAUAGUUCAUCACUCUGCCAAUACGCUAUUGUAUGUAUGUAAAUAUUAUAUUAUAUACUGAUUAUAUUUUUUUUAUUGUUAAUAAAGCAACAAUAAAUUAUAAUUAUAUGUGUACAAAUGUAUAUACAGAAUAAAGUAAAUUGUAGAAACACACAUGUUUUGUUCAAAACAUAUUUAUAAAAUGGCUACCCAUAUAAGAUUUACAUAAGAUGUAAAAACAAUUUUUUAAAUAUUUAGAUUUUGUAUUUUUAGUUAAAAAUGUAAAAUAGAGGAAUCAUAACUCAAGGCUCUAGUAAUUAUUACUAGAAAACUUCGAAAUAUUGAACAGAAUAAAAGUUAUUUCAGGUUUUAGAUCUUGUGUGUAUAAAUUAUAUUAUACUCAUUAAGUCCUUAUUUUUGAACUUUCAUAUUUUUUUUUUCAACAUUUACAUAUUUUUUUCAUAUAUUAGAAAGUAAUUUAGGUUAAAUUUGGAAUGAUGAAACCCUUUCUCUUGUCGAAAAAGGUAUAUAAUAUGCAAAAGAGGGUAGUUUUAUAGUUUUCGAAUUUGAAUGAAAAUAUGUAGCAAUAACUAUAUAAACGUAUAUGACCUGAAUUGUAAAUUAUAAUAUUAAUUAUAAAAAUGUCCUUACACAAUUUUUCGAAAUCCAUUAUUUUUCUUUAAAAAUAAUUUAAAAAAGUAUAUAUCACUAUUUUAAUAAUGAACACACAAAUUCUAUGCAUUUUAUUUAAUCAUUAGUGGUAUUUAAAUAGUAGACUACCAUAAGUUGCAUAUAUAUGACUAACAAUAAAACAGUUAAUUCUUUUAUGAUUUUUGCUAAUUAUUUUUUUAUAAGAAAUACAAUUUUAUAUAUUUUUAUACAAAACAACUAACUUAUUUUCAAUAUAUUAAAUAAAUUAAAUAUUUUGGUUUUUUAUUUUUCUUGUGUAAGAAUUUUUCAUAGCUUUUAUUAUAAUUUACAAAUAAUGUGUUAUAUAUUUGUAUGUAUAUAUUUUCAAUUAAAUAUGAAAAACUAUAAAACUAACUAAUUUUGCAAACUUUUAACAAUCAUGAGACACGAAAAUAGGGCCAUCAUCGCCAAAUUUAACCUGAAUUACUUAUAUUAAUUAAAUAAAAGAGGUGUCCUGAAAAUAAAUAUUUUGAAACUUCUAAAUUAAAAACCUGCCUAAUAUCCAUGUAUUAUUAAUCAUAUAUUUAUAAGUAUGUACAUGGGCCUAGUUUAUAUAAAAUGUUUGGUAAACAAUGUCUCUUUAUUCAUAAGUAGCUUCGCCACUGAGUUUUAUGUAUUAACUUAAUUUAGCUUUUGUUUUAAAUAAUCAUGGAUUUUUACACUUAAGCUAUAAACAAUAUUUUUGUCAUUAAAAAACUAAAUUGAUAUGUAAUUAAAAUAAAUUUUGUAUGUCAUAUUAAAUUAUAUUUCAUAUUUUUUUUAAAUAUAAUUACUUUAAGUCUUGAAACUUUAUCGGUUGUUAUCUAGUCAAAUAUUUAUUGUUUAUCUAAUAGACUUUACACUUGAUUUGGGAUUUUCUGUGUUUGCAUAACAUUUAGGCUUUGUACUUUUUUUGUAACCAUCUUUAAAUAAUUUUAAUUCAAUACAUAGCACUUAAAUGUAAAUUAUCUAGUUAUACAUUAUUUCAGAGAAUGAUCUUCUCUCCACAGUUAGUUCUCUGGUAAACAUUCUGUUGUACUUUUCAGAUGCACAAAUCGAAGUUACGAUAUCUAGUGAAGAACAACAUACAGAUAGUUCAUAAGUAACUAAUGAUGAUAUUAUUUAAAUAUAGAUUAUGCCAAAAUUAUGGACUAUAGACUUUAGACAUGUUUUGACUUCAACAUAAAAUAUUUAUUCCAUACAUUUUAUAUAGAAAUAGUUUUUUCUCUAUA
Molecule: messenger RNA, 13781 nt
Organism: Cinara cedri
Lineage: Eukaryota; Metazoa; Arthropoda; Insecta; Hemiptera; Aphididae
Source: the annotation of a GenBank genome assembly